AUGGAUCAACCAGUCCCGGCCCAAGAUGUUGCGUCCACACAUGCAGGAAAAAUGAUCCGAGCUUGUGAAGGAUGUAACAGGAAAAAGAACCGGUGUGAUCGCCGGAAGCCCAUGUGUGGACUGUGCCAGCGCACUGGCGCCCUCUGUGUAUAUCCAUUGAAAAGAAAACAGCCAACGCCGAAGGUUGGAAAGGCUGAGCGACUCCCUUCGAGUGUCUCGAAACGCUUAACAGUUCAUGAUCUGCUCAGUCUCCUCAGCCCGGAGCUACGCCACAAGCUUCUGCCAACUUCGGAAAUAGACGUGUUGUCUUUGUCGAAUGGGAUUGAUCAAACUGCGACCGUUUCACCGAGCACUGCGCGGCGUCAUGACUGCACAUCGAGAUCAGGACUCAUAGAGACCCCUGCGCCAGACCUUGGCCCGGAGGCAGCUGGGUAUCAGGCACACUCCGUGCCACGAGGCACACAGAAUGCGGAUCUUGAUACCUGUACACAAGAGCUCCAUCUCCCCGAGAUGGAUUUGUCCUCAUUGGCGCAAACGUCUACCACGCCCAAACCCAGUGAUCAACACUUCACCAACGCCGGUUUCCGAGACGUCGAGAAAUUACCAUCUGCUAGUGACCAAGUCAAGUUAGUUGAUGUGUAUUUCUCCCGUGUGCAAGCGUGGCUACCGCUCCUUCACCGUCCACGGUUCUAUGCACGGUACAUUGCGCCAUCCCUAGCCCAAGGACAAUCUCUUCAACUUGACACACUGCCCAUGGAGGAACAAUUGCUGUUCAUGGGUAUCUUUGCACUCGCCGCAAGGUACGUUGAUACAGCACCCUUUGUCCAUACUCCCCCGCCCCAGCGUGGAGAACGCUUUUUCGUCGACGCGCAUCGGGUUUACGAAAAGCUGCGGCAAUCUGGAGCCCCGCCUAGUAUCAUUCUCCUACAAGGAUCUAUACUCCUGGCAUUUUAUUGCUUUACCUCCGGUCCAACGGGGUUGACUUGGGGGCUUGUGUCUCGUUGUGUGGAGCUCUCAUACGAGUUGGAUCUAAACUCCAUCGAUGAUGACCCAGACGAUGCGUCCGACUCCAGCCCAGAAGAAUGGAUCACCAAAGAGGGGUUUCGGCGCGUCUGGUGGCUCGUUUGGGAGCUUGAUACCUUCAACUCAACAACCUCACGACGACCAUGUAUGAUCAACAAGAGACGUGUAACGGUACAUCUGCCAUGCUCAGAUGAAGCCUGGUACGCUGGGACACCUAUUCCUUCUGCCAAAUUAAUACCCGAAGCAAAGGACGCUUGGAAGAGCCUUGAGAAUUGCGCCAACCAAGAUGAAAGAGCAUGGUACUUGGUGGUAAAGUACCUUUCGUCGAUAGCACAUGACCUAGCCCAACUGCCCGCAGGGGUGCUCUUGGAACAGAAACAGGAAUUGGGACUGUCUCUCUGCUGCCUCCGACUUGCCCUUCCUCCCAUAUUUCAUUUGAGGAGUAAACCAUUUCCAUUCGACAACACCAAUUUUGCUCGUGGGAAUUGGAUCAUUGCCUUGCAUCUCAUCCUUGCCGGCACGAAAUUGACGAUGUCGACAAUCAUCGAAGAGGGAUCCCCAGGUAAUAGCGAAGAGGUAGCCUCAUCCAGCGCUUCGGCUUCAAAGGCGCGCCUUGACGACAUUACAUUGAUAGUCAGCAAUUGGCCUCCGGACUUUAUUGCUGUGGCGCAUCCCUUUAUCGCUUGCACGAUGAUGCCAGUGUAUUCGCCAUCGAAUUCGAUGACGGCGACAAAUCCUUCCUCUCUUCCCCGCGACCUCUCUAGAUUAGUUCUGGCCCACUAUGCCCGGGUAUGGAAACUUGGAAGUGUCCUUGAGAACGUGAGGGAUAUGCUUCAACGGCCGGAGAAGCUGUCAGAAAACGAAGUUGAACUUGCACGCCGUUUCGCAGCCGUCUUCCCUCGCAAGACCACCAAGAGGACGUAUAAAGAACAUCGUCCGAUUUGCUCAUCAAACAUCUCAGAUGGCUCUUCAUCGUCCUGUGAACCUUCACCCGAAAGCAUCAUUCGGAGGCACAAUGUACUUCCCGAUAUUGAUCAGCAGAGUUCUGAUUCAAACCCUGAAGACACCAGCGAGACGAUACAGAAUCCAUCUUCCAUGCGUCCGGCCGAUGGUGAAGACUUCAAUGUCUUUACACUCGACUCAUCAAUUGCAGAGAGGGACUGGCAGGCCGAGCUUGACUAUUUUAGUGCACCACUCGAUCCAUUCGUAAGCGACCCGAUUACUCUGCUGUGA
This is a messenger RNA of Fonsecaea pedrosoi CBS 271.37, 2256 nucleotides long. RefSeq lists its product as uncharacterized. Gene Ontology annotation, biological process: DNA-templated transcription; regulation of DNA-templated transcription. The record is from RefSeq and is a predicted model, not a curated record. Lineage: Eukaryota; Fungi; Ascomycota; Eurotiomycetes; Chaetothyriales; Herpotrichiellaceae. Bases 1 to 2256 code for a protein of 751 amino acids. The transcript has a single exon. Gene Ontology annotation, molecular function: zinc ion binding; DNA binding; DNA-binding transcription factor activity, RNA polymerase II-specific. Gene Ontology annotation, cellular component: nucleus.